UGAGACUCGGAACAACCAGGCUCUUCCAUUUCAAUUUCCAGGAGAGAGAGAGAGAGAGAGUUGCAGAAAUGUGCGGAACAGAGAACAAGACCCCGGCGAGCGGACUCCCCGCCGUCUCCGGCGAGACCUGGCCGACCACUCCGUCGCCGGACGCCGUCCUCAACCUCGACGUGGGCGAUCCGACAAUGUACGAGGCAUACUGGAAAGGCGCGGGAGACAGGUGCUCCCUGGUGAUUUCGGGUAGCGAACUGAUGAGCUACAUCAGCAACCCCGGGAGCACGUGCUGGUUCCUGGAGCCGGAGCUCGACAAGUCCAUCCGGAGGAUCCACGACCUCGUCGGGAACGCUGUAGCCGAGGAUGGCCGCCACAUCGUGGUCGGCACCGGCUCCACGCAGCUCCUCCAGGCUGCCCUCUACGCCCUCUGCCCGCCGGGCCUGCCCAAGCCCACCAGCGUGGUGUGCGCCGCGCCCUACUACUCGUGUUAUCAAGAAGUCACAGAGCUCCUUCAAUCCAAUCUCUACAAAUGGGAGGGCGACGCGCACAACUUCGACAAGGACGGGCCAUUCGUCGAGAUUGUCACCUCGCCGAACAACCCUGAUGGCUUGGUCCGCGAGGCCGUGGUGAACUGCCCCAACGGGAAGCUCGUGCAUGACCUGGCCUAUUAUUGGCCGCACUACACACCGAUCACUCGUCAAGCUGACUAUGACAUCAUGCUGUUCACCUUCUCAAAGUGCAGCGGUCAUGCCGGUUCUCGAAUUGGUUGGGCUAUUGUCAAGGACAAAGAAGUUGCUGUGAAGAUGACCAAGUUCAUGGAAGUGACCACAAUCGGCGUGUCCAAGGAAUCCCAACUUCGAGCAGCCAAGAUACUAGGGACAAUCUGCGAUGACUGCCAGGCAUUCAACGCCAACACCAAGUCAGAGAGCUUCUUUGAUCACGCAAAGCGCCUCAUGACCGAGAGGUGGGACAAGCUGCAUGAAGUCAUCAAGCGCAGUGAGAUCUUCAGCCUUGCCAAGUUCCCCAGAGAUUACUGCCUCUUCUCUGCCGAGUUCUUCGAGACUCAUCCAGCAUUUGCAUGGCUGAAAUGCAACAACAAAGUGAAGGACUCCGAGGGCUUGCUGAGAGGUCACAAGAUAUUGACAAGGAGCGGGAAUCGCUUUGGGGCAGAUCGAACUUAUGUCAGGGUUAGCAUGCUGAGUGGGGAAGAAGUGUUCAACCUCUUCUUGGAGAGGCUAUCCACCAUCAAGAUUGGAAUCGGCAACGGGAAUGAUACAUCACAUAUAAAUUAGAUCAAUAGUCGGCAUUGUCAUUAAAUAACUGAUGGGAAUAGGUGAUAAAAUCGAGUCGAUGUAGAUGGAAAAUGUCAUUGCAGCCUCUAGUUUCUGAGCAUGUAACCCCGAGGGUGAUAGUUUGACUGGCCUCUUCUAUCAUCCAUCUGGUGGUUUAGGCUAAUACCGUACCUUCUAAUCUAUAUAAGCUGCCUUUGAAAAUUUCAAUUUGCUCAUCUA
This is a messenger RNA of Rhodamnia argentea, 1505 nucleotides long. Its product is annotated as L-tryptophan--pyruvate aminotransferase 1. The coding region runs from base 69 to 1286 and encodes 405 amino acids. The record is from RefSeq and is a predicted model, not a curated record. The transcript is spliced from 5 exons. Gene Ontology annotation, molecular function: carbon-sulfur lyase activity; transaminase activity. Lineage: Eukaryota; Viridiplantae; Streptophyta; Magnoliopsida; Myrtales; Myrtaceae. Gene Ontology annotation, biological process: amino acid metabolic process.